Molecule: messenger RNA, 2594 nt
Organism: Rhododendron vialii
Lineage: Eukaryota; Viridiplantae; Streptophyta; Magnoliopsida; Ericales; Ericaceae
Product: E3 ubiquitin ligase PQT3-like
Exons: 14
Coding region: 158-2578 (806 amino acids)
Biological process (GO): ubiquitin-dependent protein catabolic process; protein ubiquitination; mRNA processing
Cellular component (GO): nucleus
Molecular function (GO): zinc ion binding; ubiquitin protein ligase activity
Source: RefSeq, a predicted model, not a curated record
CAAAAAAGACUUCUAGCUUGGAAUAACUUCGGGCUUUCGAGCUUCAGCCCUAGAGAUUCAAUUCGACAGCUUUUGAACGAAUUGUCUUUUAGGGUUUAUUCAUUGAUGAUCUCCGCAUAAUUUCGAAGCAUAGGGAAGAGAGAUCCGCGACACAGACAUGGCGGUCUACUACAAAUUCAAGAGCGCAAAAGAUUACGACUCGAUCCCAACCGACGGCCACUUCAUAUCGCUCGCCAAUCUGAAAGAAAAAGUGUUUGAGUUGAAGAAACUGGGCAGGGGUACCGAUUUUGAUCUCGUUGUCACCAACGCCCAGACCAACGAAGAGUACGUUGAUGAAGCAGUGCUGAUUCCGAGAAAUACUUCUGUUCUGGUUCGUCGAGUACCUGGACGGCCUCGCAUGCCCAUAGUUACUGGAGUAGUUAUUACGCAUGACAUGCCAAAGGUCAAGGAUAGUAGCAACAAUAAUGAUACUCUACCAGCAAAGAGUAGUUUUCUAGGAGCUGAUUCAUCUGCCAUGGACAAUCAUGAAGAUCCAGAAUGGGAUGAAUUUGGAAAUGAUUUGUAUGCCAUUCCUGAGGUUCUACCAGUUCAGGCUAGCAAUCCAAUUCAGCAUGCUCCCCCUCCUGGAAAAGAUGACGAGGACAGCAAAAUCGACGCUUUAAUUCGUACUCCAGCCCUGGAUUGGCAUCAUCAAGCUUCCGACGGCUUUGGCCGUGGUAGAGGUUCUGGACGGGGUUUGGUUGCACAUGGUUUUGGUCGAGGUGGGCUGGACUGGAAAACACCUCCACAGGGCUAUGUAUGUCACAGGUGUAAGGUGCCUGGUCAUUUUAUUCAGCACUGCCCCACAAAUGGAGAUCAUAAUUUUGACCUCAAAAGAGUGAAGCCUCCCACUGGUAUUCCGAAGUCUAUGCUAAUGACAACUUCAGAUGGAUCAUAUGCAUUACCAAGUGGAGCUGUCGCUGUUUUGAAGCCAAAUGAGGCCGCUUUUGAAAAAGAAAUGGAAGGGUUGCCUUCCACUCGUUCUGUUGGUGAUCUUCCAGCUGAGCUCCACUGCCCUUUAUGCAAAGAUGUUAUGAAAGAUGCAGUGCUGACAAGCAAGUGUUGUUUUAACAGUUUUUGUGAUACAUGUAUAAGAGACCGCAUCAUAUCUAAAUCAGUCUGUGUCUGUGGAGCCACAAAUGUGCUAGCAGACGAUCUUUUACCCAACAAGACACUCAGAGACACAAUCAACAGAAUAUUGGAGUCCAACAACAGCAGUGCAGAAAAUGCCGGCAGUACUUCCCAAGUCCAAGAUAUGGAGUCUAAGAUUCCAAAGCCUACGUUUCCAUCCUCAACAAGUUCAGCAACCUCAAAAGGGGAACAAGCGCCACCACCUCAAAGCGAAGAGACUUCAAAGGUGCAAGAGUCUGGAGAAGUUGCCAAUGCUCCAAAGCAAACCUCGGAGGAAGGGAGGAUUAAAAAAAUUGCUUCUGCUUCUGGAGUUAUGCACAAUUCAAUGAGUGCGAUGGAACCUGCAUCACAAGGUAGUGUUCCAAUGGCUAAGGAAGUAUUCCAGCAGAAGCCACUUUCUGUUGAGCCAGGAAAGAAAAAGAAAAAGAAGAAAGACCGCAUGCCUCUGAACGCUGCGGAGAUUCAGUGGGAUGCUGCUGACAACACUAUGAUGUCUCUGUGCCCAUUAUCUUAUAAUCCUCGCUGGAAUGGCACACAAGCUCGCAUCGAUGGAUAUGUAUCCCCUUAUGGUGAUCCCCUUCCAUAUAUGAGUUAUGGGCUUGGACCUUUCGAUGUUCCUUUCGGCUUUUUACCCCAGGACCCAUUUGUUGCACAAGGUUAUAUGAUGCCUCCAGUCCCCCCUCAGAUGCAUGCUUCAUGGGAUCUUGCCAAUUUUGGGAUGGCCUUGAAUGCUGGACCCCCCAUUGUGAGCAGAGAGCAAUUUGAGGCUCGGAAAACUGAUCUAAGGCGGAAGCAUGAACUUGAGAGUCGGGUUGAUAGGAGAGAGCUAUCCAAAGGCAGACAAGGCAGUCGUGAAGUGGGCAGCAGUGGGAAUGCUUCUUCGUUGAAAUCCGAAUAUGUACGUUUUUUGCGGUCUAAAUUUAUGCUUUUGCUUCAUUAUGUGUGUACUGCAGGAGGUACUCUUGGUGGUACAAUCAAACUAUUUGUUAGAACAACCGUAUUUCUGGAAAGCGUAAUGCGGCUCCUGGCAAAUGAAUGCCUACAAAAUUUCCUUUCCUUAGUAAAGAUGACGGGAAGUUGUUUCGUUGCUGCAUUUGGGAUUAAACACACAACCGUAGUAGUAAUUUUGUUUUGUAUGAGGAACAGCAAGGGGUUAAAUUUAAACAAAUCUUUCUCUGUUUUCGGACUUGAGGGUCCUUCUGAUUGCCUGAGAUUUGUGGUGAAAGAAAUGAAAACCUGGACUAUUUUAGCAGUCGCUCAUACUAUGGAUGUUAUUAACGGAAGUUUCAAGCUUCCAUUUCUUUGCCAUAAAGAAAUGGAGCGGAAGGAGGGAAUCGAAGGGGUUGUCCACUUGAAGACCUUUAGUUUCACAAGGGUUUUACAACUUUUUUCUGCUUUUUUUUUUUAAAUUUAUUGUUGGGACC